This is a messenger RNA of Cricetulus griseus (Chinese hamster), 3171 nucleotides long. NCBI's taxonomy places the organism in Eukaryota, Metazoa, Chordata, Mammalia, Rodentia, Cricetidae. The record is from RefSeq and is a predicted model, not a curated record.
GCCAGUAUGCACACCUGUGUCUGCUACCAUUUUCCCCAUUGUUGAGAUAAACCUGUUCCAGGUAGCUCAGGAAGGCCUGCUGUUUUUACAUUCAUGACCUGGGAAGCUUGAGGAAGAGAUGACCCCUAUUCAUUCCUCUGCUUCUGCUAGUGGCCUUUUUCCUUAUGUAUUCUAUCCAUGAAAAAGAUGAUGUCCUAGAGCCCAGCAUGGUAGCACACACUUUUCACCUCAUCAGUCUGUGAGUUCAAGGAUAGCCUGGUUUACACAGUGACUCCCAGGCCAAUCAGGGUUACACAGUAAGACCCCCUGCCUUUUGGGGGUUGGGGGAAGAAAAGAAAAAGAAAAUGCCCCUCUUUAAAUUUGUCUUUUACCAGCCUAGGAGGCAGAGCUGGGAUUUGGGAAGCUUGAGUGCUUGAGUCUCUGAGCUGGUUCCUGAAAUGUGUUCUCUGUCAGAUCUGGGCAGGUGCUUUGGGCACAGCUGGGGCCUGAGAAUGCGGCCUCCAAUCUAUUUGUCAUCAGACUCCACAUGCAGCACAUCAAGGGCCUUUCUCCCAGUUGCUUCUUGCCAGUCAUGCUCAGGAUGAUGAAAGAUCAACCUUGGGGGCAGUGUGUCCAAGGGAAGGCGUCACUGAUGCCUUUUGGGAGGCUGAGGUCCUCCAUUACCCUAGAGCAACCACUAGAUGAUGAAGGCUGCUGCUGUUUCCUGUGAUAAAAUUCAGUUUCCUUCUAGUUCUUCCUGAUGUUGCCCCUGGGGACUGUUAUAAAGCAGUGCUGCAAGGUGUCUUGGACCUGGAAAAUUGAACAUAGGAAUUGCCUGAGGCCAUUGGGAGUCAGUCAGCCUGCUCUAUGGGCUUCCCACCCCCCUUCCUAUCCCCUGUGGGCUAGAAAGACCUGUCCAAGCAGGGAUUUGGACUACAUCUCCCAGCGUGCCUGGCAGAGUAGUGGCCUCUAUGUGCCGGACUGCACCAGUUGUGGGUAACAAUGCAGCGGACAGUGAGUGUGGUGGCUCCUCUGUGUUUUCGCCUGCAGGCACAACCCUUGGUUCAAAGCCGACAACUCAGUUGUGUACAGCCUGGCUGUCCACAGGACGUGCUCCGCAGGACUCCACUCUAUGACUUCCACCUGGCCCAUGGAGGAAAAAUGGUGGCGUUUGCAGGGUGGAGUCUGCCUGUGCAAUACCGGGACAGUCAUGUUGAUUCACACCUGCAUACACGCCGCCACUGCUCGCUCUUUGAUGUGUCCCACAUGCUGCAGACCAAGAUAUUUGGUCAUGACCGAGUGAAGCUGAUGGAAAGUAUAGUGGUUGGAGACAUUGCAGAACUAAAGCCUAACCAGGGAAUACUGUCACUGUUUACUAACGAGGCUGGAGGCAUCUUAGAUGACUUGAUUGUGACCAAUACUUCUGAGGGGCACCUGUAUGUAGUGUCUAACGCUGGCUGCUGGGACAAGGACUUGGCUCUCAUGCAGGACAAGGUCAAGGAGUUCCAGAACAAGGGCAGUGAUGUCGGCCUGGAGGUGGUAGAUAAUGCCCUGCUAGCUCUGCAAGGACCCACUGCAGCGCAAGUGUUACAGGCUGGUGUGACAGAUGAUUUGAGGAAAAUGCCCUUCAUGACUAGUGCUGUAAUGGAGGUGUUUGGUGUGUCUGGCUGUCGUGUGACCCGCUGUGGCUACACAGGAGAAGAUGGUGUAGAGAUCUCAGUGCCAGCAAUAGCGGCAGUCCACUUGGCUACUGCUCUGCUGAAAAACCCAGAGGUGAAGUUGGCAGGACUAGCAGCCAGAGAUAGCCUGCGCUUGGAGGCAGGCCUUUGUCUGUACGGGAAUGACAUUGAUGAACAUACCACACCUGUGGAGGGCAGUCUCAGCUGGACACUGGGGAAGCGCCGCCGAACUGCUAUGGACUUCCCAGGAGCCAAAAUCAUUGUUCCCCAGCUAAAGGGUGAGGUGCAGAAGAGACGUGUGGGGUUGGUAUGUGAAGGGGCCCCGGUGAGAGCACACAGUCCUAUCCUGAGCACAGAAGGCACUGUGAUUGGCGCUGUGACCAGUGGCUGCCCUUCACCCAGUUUGAAGAAGAAUGUGGCCAUGGGUUAUGUGCCAUUCAAGUAUAGUCGGCCAGGGACACAGCUGCUGGUGGAGGUUCGGCGGAAGCAGCAAAUGACGGUGGUUAGCAAAAUGCCCUUCGUGCCCACAAACUACUACACUCUCAAGUGAAGAUGUCCCGUGGAAAAGCCCUUCCCUCCAGGAAUCUUGUCCUAGGUGGCCUUCCAUAGUGCUUAAUCAGAGUAGUGAAGCACAACUCACAGGGGUUUGUUGUGGUCUGGUUAGGGUAGGGAGAACAUCCCAGAACAUCCCAUCUAUUCUUCCCAGUCAAGCCAGCCUAACUUUAGGUUUUUUUUUUUUUGUUGUUGUUGUUGUUUGUUUUUCGAGAUAGGGUUUCCCUGUGUAGCUUUGGAGCCUGUCCUUGAACUAGUAGACCAGGCUGGCCUCAAACUCACAGAGAUCAGCCUGCCUCUGCCUCCCGAGUGCUGGGAUUAAAGGGCUCAAUUUUAAAUGACAAAUCACCUUACUUAAUGUCCUAUUUUAGUACACAAUGCCACUAACCUUAUUCUGCCAGAUGCUGGCUAUAGAAAAAUUGUCUGCCUUUGUGUGGAAGAUAACACCUGCCCAACCUACCUCACCAUGGUUUCUCUAAUUUCAAAGGGCUAUUACUGUGGGAAGUGUGAGCUUAGGUACCUUCUCCACUUUGCUUCCCAUGAAUGUAUACUCUGCCUUUCCUUGGAUAAAGAUGACUCCUGACUCAGUGUCGGCUGAGUUGUUCCUUUGUGCAAAUGUAGGGAUGGCUAAGCAAACACAGACUCACCCUUCCACAUUCCCUAGUCAACUUAACCUGCUGUGCAACAGCAUGACAUGGCAAGCUUGGUACUUGUGCUUACCUUAGCUCUUGUUGUGAAUAACUGUACUUCACUAACUCUUGAAAAAAAUUAAAGUUUCCUUCUGGGGCUGAAGAGCUGCUCAGUAGUUAAAAGCACUGGCUGCUCUUCCAGAGGACCAAGGUUCAAUUUCCAGCACCCACAUGGCAAAAUCCAACUCAAAGUAACUUGACACCCUUAUAAAGACAUAAAUGCAGGCAAAACAACAAUGCACAUAAAAUAAAAAAAUCUUAACGUUUCCUUC